This is a messenger RNA of Durusdinium trenchii, 1368 nucleotides long. The record is from the annotation of a GenBank genome assembly. Lineage: Eukaryota; Dinophyceae; Suessiales; Symbiodiniaceae.
AUGGCGCCAUCAUGUUGUACGAUUCCUUCGUGGAUCACCGGGCAGUGGAGCAUCGGGGUGAGAAGGACCGAUAUGUUCUCUACUACGAGUUCGAGACUCGGGGCAUUUUCACUGGCUAUGUCGAUGGGCACUUUGGUCAAGAGGCUUUGCAAUCCGAGCACGACUUUCGAGAAGUGGUGGAUCCCGUACUGCGACGCCAUGUGGCGGCAGACGUGGCGUGUCGGUGAAGUCCGCGGCGAAGCAGUCUGGAUGCCCACUUAUGACAUCGAAGGAGUCUCAGUGGAGUUUCCUCAUGAGGCCUAUGACUGCCAGCUGGAGUACAUGCGCUCAGUUGUGAGGGCGCUGGAACAUGGGGAGAACGCCCUUCUGGAGUCCCCGACGGGCACGGGGAAGACGCUCGCCUUGCUUUGCGCUUCUUUGGGUUGGAGACGGCACCGGAAGGAGGCCGCGGAGGCGGCGAAGACCAACUGGGAAGCGCAUGCAGAGGGGAAGUCGUUCAACGUCCCAAACAUCUUCUACUCCUCCAGGACUCACACACAGCUCAAACAGGUCAUGAAGGAGUUGAAGCAGACGAGUUACAAGCCUUCCAGUGUGAUCUUGGGAUCUCGACAGCACUUUUGCCUCCACAGCUCGGUGAUGCGGCACAGCGGCGCACGGCAGAACGCCCUGUGUCGCCGUGCGGUGGAUGAGCACAAGUGCCCAUUCUACAUUGGUUUUCGAAAGUGCGGCAGCAAGGUCUCCACCGCGGUGAAAGACAUUGAGGAAAUCGUCGAAAGCUGCAAAGAGUCCACUGUGUGCCCGUACUUCAAGGUGCGUGAAGAUGCCAAAGAUGCGGAGUUGCUCUUGUUGCCCUAUGACUACUUGAUAGGCCAAGGAACCAGAGAGUCCUUGCAAGUUUCUUUGAAGAACAGCAUCCUAAUAUUUGAUGAAGGCCACAACAUCGAGCGAUCCUGUGAGGAAAACGCCUCCUUUGAGUUGACCCAGGCAGACAUCGCUGGUGCCAUCGGGGAGCUGGAGGAUGCCUUCGACCUGGUGGAGCAAGGCCAGGUCGAUGAGGAAGUCCUGAAGGACAUGCCGUGCGAUGCCUUUUUGAAGCUUCUGAAUCUGGUGAAGAAGCACCUGUUUGCUUUGGAGGAUGCCAUCUCAGAGGAGAAGUUGGAGAAGGACGCAGUGACCGAGCGAAUGAUGCGGAAGGCUCCCGGUAGCCGAGUGCUCGCGCUUUUGUCCAAGCCCGGGCAGAGAGGCAUCGCCACUGAGAAGGAGGACCCUUUUGCGCAACUGCAGCGACAAAACGAUCGGAUGCGGAAGACUUGCGGUGGUUGGGUGGAUGAGACUGAUGGAGGGAAGCGAGGGGCAUGGCGAUUAUGA